ACUCCAGUUCUGAAAGUGGUAGAAAAGUUACGUUGCAUCUUGGCAGGAGACUGAUUAUAGUUAAUUCAGCAGUCUGUGUUGUCUCAGAUCUUGAAGCAAAUGGUACGUGAACAAUACACCACCACAACACAAGGCACCAGCCUAGAGAGGCCGGAGAACCAAUAUGUCUACAACAUUGGUAUUUAUGGCUGGAGAAAGCGUUGCCUCUACCUGUUUGUCCUCCUCCUGCUUAUCGUCCUAGUUGUGAAUUUUGCUUUGACAAUUUGGAUUCUUAAAGUGAUGUGGUUUUCUCCAACUGGGAUGGGACAUUUACAUGUUACAAAAGAAGGACUUCGACUGGAAGGAGAGUCAGAAUUCUUAUUCCCUUUGUAUGCCAAAGAAAUUCACUCUAGAGAGGACUCAUCACUACUUCUACAGUCUACUCAUAAUGUGACUGUGAAUGCACGCAAUUCAGAUGGUGAAGUCACAGGCAGAUUAAAUGUGGGUCCUAAAAUGGUAGAAGUCCAUGGUCAGCAAUUUCAGAUCAACUCCGUAGAUGGCAAGCCACUUUUUACAGUGGAUGAAAAUGAAGUUGUAGUUGGUACAGAUAAACUUCGAAUCACAGGGCCAGAAGGGGCCAUUUUUGAACACUCUGUGGAGACACCACUUGUCAGAGCAGAGGCUUUUAAACCGCUUAGAUUGGAAUCACCAACUCGGUCUUUGAGUAUGGAUGCACCAAAAGGGAUUAAUAUUAAAGCACAAGCUGGCAAUAUUGAAGCUCUCUCUCAGAUGGAUAUCAAAUUGCAUAGCAGUGAAGGAGUGCUUCUACUUGAUGCUGAAACUGUGCGGCUGCCCAAAUUGCCUGAAGGGACAAGGGGUGGAUCUGAUAGAUCUCAGGAACUCUAUGAGAUCUGUGUUUGUCCAGAUGGAAAGCUUUACUUGUCAGCAGCUGGUCGGUAUUCAACUUGCCAGGAAUACAGUCAUGUCUGUCAAUAAAGCACCUACCUAUGCCAUAUUUUCUCUGGCUAUUCUCACUGAAUUUUAUAUUGUUUUGUAGCAGAGUUUCCAAGAUUUUAAAAACCAUCGCCAUAAUCUGGGAAACACAUUUGCAUCCAGAAUUCUAGAUUGUAAGGAAAAAAAGCAAAAGAGCACAAUUAAAAUUUUACCUUCAACAGACAUGUUUGAGCUAAACUAAAUGUUCUGGAAAUGACAUUUGGAAGUCAGCCAUAUAGUGAACUAAAAAAAAUCAAAAGGAUUUAUUUGCAACAUUGAACUGUUACUCAGUAUGUUGAUCAUGUAAUAGUUAAUAUUUCCUAGCUCUACGAUUUUCUCUUAAUACAUGUAAACAUUUGCUAGUAGUACAAAUUGCAUUAGUGUGUGAAAUUCAGUUUAAGGAAUUACUUGAACUAUUUGAUAAGACAAAAGCAUUGUUUGGUGAAUUCACGUAGUGCCAGCAAACAGUCUAUGCAAUUUUGUUCUUGCAAUAACACAAACGAUGAAGGCGCUGCUUUUUGUAUGAGUCCUGUGCAAAAUGUGUUAAACUGAUAAAUCCUUUGUUUCUAGAUUGGCAAAGCAUAUGUAGAUUUGCUUGUUAUUGGGAUGCAUGAAAGAAAUCACAAUAAUUAAAGUGAAAUCUUCAAGA
This is a messenger RNA of Gopherus evgoodei (Goodes thornscrub tortoise), 1621 nucleotides long. RefSeq names its product sarcoglycan gamma (gene SGCG). Bases 100 to 975 code for a protein of 291 amino acids. Lineage: Eukaryota; Metazoa; Chordata; Testudines; Testudinidae. Gene Ontology annotation, biological process: heart contraction; cardiac muscle tissue development. The transcript has 8 exons. The record is from RefSeq and is a predicted model, not a curated record. Gene Ontology annotation, cellular component: sarcoglycan complex; sarcolemma.